Penicillium paradoxum is the source of this 3318-nucleotide messenger RNA. RefSeq names its product protein kinase c (gene pkcA). The transcript has 10 exons. Gene Ontology annotation, biological process: signal transduction; protein phosphorylation; fungal-type cell wall biogenesis. The coding region runs from base 1 to 3270 and encodes 1089 amino acids. The record is from RefSeq and is a predicted model, not a curated record. Lineage: Eukaryota; Fungi; Ascomycota; Eurotiomycetes; Eurotiales; Aspergillaceae. Gene Ontology annotation, molecular function: diacylglycerol-dependent serine/threonine kinase activity; ATP binding.
AUGGAUGGGGACGAGCUGAUCGCCUCGGUCUUCCGCAAGAUCGAGCGGGAGAAGGCCCUCAUCACCGCUGCCAGUAACAUGCGGCAGUCGACUGACAAUCCCCUCGUGCAACAGAGAGUCGACGCCAACAUUCGCGAUGGCCGCAAGAACAUCGCUUACCUGGAGGAGAAAAUGCGAGAAUUGCAAAUCCGCCAGAUGAACCAGGAAGCUGGCUCCCCCGGCCAACGUGGAGGCCCGGCCCCGCCGCCGAAAGAUGGAUACACUGGCGAUCAAGGUGAUCAUGGUGAUGGCCACCACCCCCAGGUCGGCGCUGGCUCGAUGCCUUCCGGUGCCCCAUUCUCCGAUCCCCGACCUUAUGCUCCGAUCCCGAAGGCGCGGCCCAACUACACGAAGCUCGAUUUGAUCAAGUAUGAUACUCCGUACCUCGGACCGAAGAUUCAACUCAUGCUGUCGCAAUUGGAAUUCAAAUUGAGCGUGGAAGUGCAAUAUAAAGCCGGUAUUGAGAAGAUGGUCCGCUUGUACCAAGAUGAAGGCGACCGGAAGAGCCGUGCUGAUGCCGAGGGCCGUCGGAUUGAGAGCAACCAAAAGAUCCAGCUUUUGAAGCAGGCCCUGAAGCGAUAUGAGGAUCUCCAUGUUGAUAUUGAGUCUUCCGAUGCGCCAGAUGAUGAGAGUCUUAGCAGCCCUAACAUGCGCAAGCCGCUGACUGGUCUGCUGACAAUGCGCAUCCAUGCGGUCAAGGACGUGGAUCACGCCGCAAGUUCGCGCUUUUCUCGUGGCCCCGAAACAUAUGUUGUCGUCAAAGUCGAAGAUGCCAUCAAAGCUAGGACCAAAGCCACCCGAAACGACAAAUGGCUGGACGAAGGCUUCUCCAUGGAUAUUGACAAGGCAAAUGAGAUCGAAUUGACUGUUUACGACAAAUCAGGAGAUCGCCCGACACCAAUCGGUAUGCUCUGGGUGCGCAUUUCUGACAUCGCAGAGGAGAUGCGCCGAAAGAAAAUUGAGACGGAGCUCAAUGCAUCUGGCUGGGUAUCCGCAGAUAAGAUGGGCGAGGGUGGUUCUCCUCGGCAUGAUCACCCUGGAUCCCCCAUGGGCUCUUCACAUGGUCCCAGCUCCGGAGGACGUCCAGGCACUGCGGGACAGGGUGCACAUGGACAGCACGGCGGCGAGAGUUCGAAUGCUCCCCCGACUGUGAUGAUCGAUUCAUGGUUUGCUCUGGAGCCAGUCGGUCGGGUCCAGCUUCAAAUGAGCUUCGCCAAACAAUUGAAGGACCGCCGUCCAUUCGAUAUUGGUCUCAACCGUCAAGGUGCCGUGCGUCAAAAGAAGGAGGAGGUGCACGAGAAGCAGGGCCACAAGUUCGUCACCCAGCAGUUCUACAACAUCAUGCGCUGUGCGCUGUGUGGAGAAUUCCUCAAAUAUGCUGCUGGAAUGCAAUGUGCGGAUUGUAAAUAUACCUGCCACCGCAAGUGUUACUCCAAGGUUGUUACAAAGUGUAUCAGCAAAGCCAACUACGAGACCGAUCCGGACGAGGAGAAAAUCAACCACCGUAUUCCCCACCGUUUCGAAGGUUUCUCCAACAUUUCCGCGAACUGGUGUUGCCACUGCGGUUACCUGCUUCCAUUUGGACGCAAAAAUGCCAAGCGCUGUUCUGAAUGUAGUCUUACGUGUCACGCUCACUGUACUCACCUUGUGCCCGAUUUCUGUGGAAUGACUAUGGAAGCCGCAAACCAAAUUCUCGAGACAUUGAUUCGCACGAAGAAUCACAACAAGUCUGCUUCUGUUAGUUCCGGCCUCAGCAACCGUACCCUUCGAGCAGGCGGCCCGCCACAGCCCGCUCAAGACAACGCUGCCCUCUCCUACCCCCAGAAACCAACGGAAGGACCCUACGGGGCCCUUCCUAGACAACCCUCCGCCGAAGCGUCACCAACGACUGCUGCACAGGCUGCACGCCAGCCGCUGCCACCGAAAUCGCCCACUGGCCCCUCCGCUGCCGCUGCCGCUGCCGCCGCAGCUACCGGGCUACGUAGCCCUCAGCAACCACCAGCCGAAAUGAACCGUCCAAUCCAACCUCCGGCACCCGCGCAGCCUCAACACGCCCAUUAUGACCCAUCCGCUUAUGCCAACUUCCCGCAGCAACCUCCGCCCCAGGCUCCACAGAAGGUGCAACCUGCGGCCUAUCCGAUGGCGCCACCUCCACAGCCCAUGCAGCAGAUGCCUCAGCAACAGCAAGUUGCACCCCCCGUCAAGGACGAUGCUGCAGCGCAGGCAAAGACUCGCAUCGGAUUGGAUCACUUCAACUUCCUUGCUGUUCUUGGAAAGGGUAAUUUCGGAAAAGUUAUGCUGGCUGAAACAAAGAGCACCCGCAAGCUGUAUGCCAUCAAGGUGCUGAAGAAGGAAUUCAUUAUCGAGAACGAUGAAGUGGAGAGCACCAAGUCUGAAAAGCGUGUGUUCCUGAUCGCCAAUAAGGAACGUCAUCCGUUCCUCCUUAACCUGCACGCUUGCUUCCAAACCGAAACUCGUGUGUACUUCGUUAUGGAGUACAUUAGUGGUGGUGAUCUUAUGCUGCACAUUCAGCGUGGCCAAUUCGGUCUCAAGAGGGCCCAAUUCUAUGCCGCUGAGGUUUGCUUGGCGCUCAAGUACUUCCACGAGAACGGUGUCAUCUAUCGUGAUUUGAAGCUCGAUAACAUCUUGCUGACCCUGGAUGGUCACAUCAAGAUUGCUGAUUAUGGUCUCUGUAAGGAAAAUAUGUGGUACGGUGGUACAACCAGCACUUUCUGUGGUACUCCUGAAUUCAUGGGCCCCGAAAUUUUGCUGGACAAGAAAUAUGGACGGGCUGUGGAUUGGUGGGCUUUCGGUGUUCUCAUCUACCAGAUGCUUUUGCAACAAUCUCCUUUCCGUGGUGAAGACGAGGAUGAAAUUUACGAUGCCAUUCUUGCCGAUGAGCCUCUCUAUCCCAUUCACAUGCCUCGUGACUCCGUGUCGAUUCUCCAGAAGCUGCUGACUCGCGAGCCCGAGUUGCGUUUGGGCUCUGGUCCCACUGAUGCUCAGGAAGUCAUGUCUCAUGCCUUCUUCCGCAACAUCAACUGGGAUGAUAUCUACCACAAGCGGGUCCCCCCGCCCUUCAUCCCCACAAUCAGCAGUCCCACCGAUACCAGCAACUUCGAUCAGGAGUUCACCAGUGUGACUCCAGUCCUGACGCCUGUACAAUCUGUGCUUUCACAAGCCAUGCAGGAAGAAUUCCGUGGAUUCUCCUACACUGCUGACUUUGCUUGAUUCCACCGAUGUGUGAUCGGGAUGAUCAUUGCUUGCUUGGACACCUGU